AUGAAGAACCCUCAAAACGAGAGUGACAACAGGGGUCCUGGGCCCACCGUGGAACCCCAAGAGGUCCCAGAUGAGCUCCCCAGAAGGUGGCAACAGUCUGGACGGUCCUGCCGGCAGGGAAUGCUGUUGGCUCUCCUGGGCCUGGUGACUGCGGCACUCUGGGCCGGCCUGCUGACUCUGAUGCUUCACUGGCAUUGGGACUCAGAGCAGAAUCUGAAGAAACUGGAAGAGAUGUCGGCCAAGAAUGUUUCUCAAGUGACCCAGGAUAUGGAGAGACACUGGGGCAGCCAGACGGCUCAGAAAUCCCGGGCUGACCAGAUAUCGCAGCACCUGGAGAAACUCCAAGCUGAACAAAAGAAGAUGCAGUCACAGGAUUCCUCACUCUUUGAGAACCUUGUGGCCCUUCAGGAGAAUGUAAUCAACUUCAAGUCCCUGAGCUUGAACAAGAGGCGGCAGACCCAAGAUUCAGUGACAAGACUCUGGGAAGAGGUGGCCCGGCUGUGGAUGGAGCUCCGAGUGGCCAAUGCCAGGACCCCCCGAGUGACUCCAGGAGAGACCCCAGCGGCACCCACUCAGCCCGAGGCACCGGCGGCGCCCACCACGGUGCCCACCAGUGAGCCCAGCUCGGUGCCCACCACGGUGCCCAGCACAGUGCCCACCACCAACGUGCCCAGCCCAGAGCCCACCACGGUGCCCACCACCAGCGAGCCCAGCCCAGAGUCCACCACGAUGCCCAGCACAGUGCCCACCACCAGCAUGCCCAGCUCAGAGCCCAGCCCGGGGCCGACCACAGCCGCCCUCCUGAGCCUCUCCUCCACCCCAGGCUCCCUGUGCAACACGUGCCCCCAGCAGUGGGCCAACUUCCAGCGGAAGUGCUACUACUUCGGCCAGGGCUCCAAGAAGUGGAUCCAGGCCCGGCAGGCAUGCCGCCAGCUGCAGGGCCAACUGGUCAGCAUCCACAGCCAGGCUGAGCAGGAUUUCCUGACCAAACGGGCCAGCAGAACCGGGUCUUGGAUCGGCCUCCGGGACCUGGACGUCGAGGGGGAUUUCAUCUGGAUGGAUGAGCAACCCCUGAACUACAGCAACUGGCGACCGGGGGAGCCCAACAACGCGAGCCCUGGUGAGCACUGCGUGAUGAUGCAGGGCUCGGGGCAAUGGAACGACGCCUCCUGCCGGAGCCUCCUGGCCGGCUGGGUGUGCGACCGGCUGGCCACCUGCUGACCGCGCACCCCAGGGCCCCUGGGUGCCCCCUCCCCCAGCUCUGGAGACACACGAGCCUGGGCAGCCCCCGCCCCCCACUUUGCCACAUUCCCCCCCCUUUCCAGCCCCCAGAAUCCAGAA
Messenger RNA from Erinaceus europaeus (western European hedgehog), 1341 nucleotides. RefSeq names its product Fc epsilon receptor II (gene FCER2). Gene Ontology annotation, molecular function: signaling receptor activity. The transcript is spliced from 10 exons. The record is from RefSeq and is a predicted model, not a curated record. The coding region runs from base 1 to 1221 and encodes 406 amino acids. Lineage: Eukaryota; Metazoa; Chordata; Mammalia; Eulipotyphla; Erinaceidae.